Molecule: messenger RNA, 1944 nt
Organism: Vitrella brassicaformis
Lineage: Eukaryota; Vitrellaceae
Source: the annotation of a GenBank genome assembly
GAGACGAGAUACACCGCGUCGCAACCUACAUCGCGGGCAAGUGGCCAUCCAUCCUCGCCGUGCUCGAUGGCAGUCUGGCGUUCAUCCUCGGCUCGUCCCCCGCCCUCACCCACCUGGACAUCUUCCCGCUGCUGUGCUGCACUGAUUACGGCGAUUACGGCACAAGCGAGAGCUCUGUGGUGCCCCUCACCACCGCUGCCCUCCAAUCGCUCAAGAACCUGCGCCACGUCGGCCGCCUCAACUGUGUGGCGGCGACACGGAGACAACCAGGGUGGUGACGUUGCUGCGCCAGCUGACGCCCAACAGCGGCGGUGCUGCGGCCUCGUCCAGCAUCAGCGCAAGUCCCUUCCCCUCCCCCUCUCCCUCUCCGUCGGGAGCCGCCACGAAGCGCCACCUCAAGGUCCACUGCCCCCUUCGCAUCGUCCGUGACCUGGGUCGGGCCGAUGACUCAGUUGAGACGAUUCGUGAGGCGGAAAAGAUGGGGUGGGAGGUGGUGAGAGAGGGAGGGACGACAUCCAUAGAUUGCCGUGGGGAGACCACCGAGGGCCCCCCGACCGCCGAGACCCUCGCCGUGGUGGAGACCAUCAAACGGCAUGCGGGAGGGGGGGAUCCCACCAGCCCGCACUUCAGCGGCAUCCAGUUCGACAACGCAUCCACACUCGACAUCACACUCAGCACCCACGGCCCCGAUGUCGAUGCCGAGUCAUUCAACAGCAUCCCCAACGGGCUGAUCGAGGAGACCACACUCAAAUCACUCAGGUGAGACAGGGAGAGAGAGAGAAACGAAGACGCUUCGCAGAAUCUCUCUGUGGAUGUGUGUAUGGAUGUGUCAAUUCAGCAACGUGACGGAGUUUUACCUAUCGGAUAUCAACGGCGGCUCAUAUGGCAUCUCGACGUGCGACCCCGAGUAUCUGAUCCCGCCCGCCACGCCCAACCGACUCUCGCGCCUCCUCUCAUCCCUCCCCGCACGCACACACGUGGACUUCGACUACUCAACGGCCCACGCCAUCCUGGCCUCAGAGGCGCUCGCAUACAUCCAGCAGGGCAUCACAAAGCCACUCAAGGUACCUACCUAUGGUGGUGCCAUCCCUGCAUCAAGAUAUCCUGCCUUGUCCAUCCCGCAUUGUGUGCGCGUCAAUCAGAAGCUGGAGAUAGUGUACGACGAGCCGCUCUUCUUCAACAAGCCCCGCACCAAGGCGGCCGCCCCUGUUGCCUUCCCCUCACCCGACACCCCCCGACAGUACCCUACUGUGGAAGAGCUCAGCAUCGAGAUCAAACCCAUCGAAAUCAGCUUUGUGGGCGUCCAGGCCGUGUACAACGCGAGAGCCGAGAGCGUCCCCGAGCGGCUGCGGGACCUCUUCCGCCUCGUCCACGAGCUGCGGCCCAAACACGCCACCUUCAAGCUCAGCGAACGGGCAGACACCUUCGCCGCUCCUGGCGACGGUGACCAAGUCGAGAGCGAGCUCGACUUGCUGUUCCGCGAGAGCCGUGUGCGCGACGACAUGGCCGAGUAUGGCAUGAAGCUGCGUUUUCCCAACAUCGGCGCGCGCUACAAUGGCAAGUACUCGUCGAUCGAGGAGCUGGAAGCCCUGCCGCGCGAGCACGAGUUGGCCGUCGAGAUGGCGAUAUGGCCGCUGGACAACAGUGAUGCUGAUGGGGAGGAGAGGGAGGGACUCGACGAUGAGGAGGGCUGGACGGACUGAGGAGGGGAGUGGGGAGAUAGUUAGCUGCCGGUGUGAAUAGCCACUUCGUGUACAGACAGACAGCCGAGAGAGCAGCCCAGCCGAAUGCUCGGCUGCCGCCUUACGAGAGGAACAGUGUGCAGAUGGCUGUGUAGUGCUUGUGUAUGUUGUUGGACGGCCCCUCGCGGACCCCAGGUCUAUGCGGGUCCAAUGCUGUGUGUGUGAAGGCUGUACAUCGAUUCAUGAAACCGCAUCAUCUUGA